GCUGUGGUAUCCCAGAGCAGAGAAUGUUUUUCACAUUUUAACAAAAUGAAGUUACUCACUGCAACACUGUUUUUCAUCCUUUUGAUCCCACUGCAGCGUUCCUGUGCUGUGAGUCCCACAGGCUGUGAUGCUGCUGAGCCCGUGGCUGGGAAAGCUCUAGACCUGAUCAAUAAAGGACGGUGGGAUGGCUACCUUUUCCAGUUGCUGUGGGUCGCUGAUGUCCACUUGGACAAAAUGCUGUGGCGCUGCCCAUGGCAGAAGGAGCAGGAAUUCUAUUUAGGAAAUAAAAAGAUUGGGUUUUUUUUGAAGAAAACUCUGGGCUGCCACAUGCUACUCACCCAUUGCUUUCUUGGUAUUCCCCAGGGAUCCACAGCUGUCUAUUAUUUAGUCUUGGAUGUGAAAGAAUCUGACUGUUCAGUCCUAUCCAGGAAACACUGGGCUGACUGUGAGCCAAGCGUUUCUAUUGGUCCAUCUGAAAUCGUGAUUGGACAAUGUAAGGUAAUAGCUAUAACACUUUUGGAUGGGUCUCAGAAUCUUAGAGUGAAUGACUUUAACUGCACCACAAGUCCUGGGGAAAGAACCAAUUACUACCUGGACUUCUCUGUGAGGAACUGCUCCAGUCACCACUUUCCCAGCCUCUGUGAAAUACUGGACACAGGCAACUCAGGUCUUCAUGCAGAAGGUUGGGCUAAAGGCAAGAUCUUUGGAUUCUGCAGAGCAGAUUUGUCCUAUGAUGUAGAAGAUUCUGACUUGGAAACCCCAAAAGACAUUGUCAUAAACUAUGACGUUUUCAAUCUUAAGGAACAUACAAACAUCAGUGGUGUGAAGCAUCGUUUGGGCCAUGCCCUCCACUCUGGUCUCGUUUAUCUGCUUCUUCUGUACCAAACUGGGAUAUAGGAGUCUCCGUAAGAUGCUAAUGGACAUGACUGCCAAGAGACAACAUAUGGCUGGUGUCUCCCUGAGAUCUUGCUGCCUCCAAGCUACAGCCCCAGAAAGCAAGGAAGAGGCUGCUACCAAGUUUAACCCAGGAGUCCUCCCAAGAAAUCGACUGCAACAACCAGGAU
Molecule: messenger RNA, 1064 nt
Organism: Delphinapterus leucas (beluga whale)
Lineage: Eukaryota; Metazoa; Chordata; Mammalia; Artiodactyla; Monodontidae
Source: RefSeq, a predicted model, not a curated record